Messenger RNA from Lytechinus pictus (painted urchin), 9223 nucleotides. RefSeq names its product protein FAM193A-like. The coding region runs from base 2 to 4759 and encodes 1585 amino acids. The record is from RefSeq and is a predicted model, not a curated record. Lineage: Eukaryota; Metazoa; Echinodermata; Echinoidea; Temnopleuroida; Toxopneustidae. The transcript has 17 exons.
UAUGAGCCAGAUGCCUCGCAGUCACAACCCCUACCUAGACAGAGAGCAUUGCCUGUUAUGUCGCCGUGAGAGGCCGGACCCUCCAGCUAAUCGCAUACCCCCUGGGGUUGGUAGUGAGAAGGAAAAUAACAGGCAGUUACCCAUAACACAGAUGCCACUUUGGUUAUGUCCUGACUGCCGCCGUACUGUGGAGGAAGAAGAAGCUAACUCUACCAAGAACUUUGAUCCAUCAGCUAUUGGGGAGUUGCUACUACCUUCUACACUUCCCCUAAUCACUGGUCUUGAUGGGGCAUUCAGCUCAUCCUCCAGUGUGGGAGGGGACACCUCAUCCGUGGUAACCAGUACCAGCGGAGGCAAGGGAGGAAGCGGUGGUGGUGAUGGGAGAGGAGGAGGGGGUGGAGAUGGGCCAUGUCAGUGUGAGCCAUGCAGGGAGAGGAGGGAGAUUGCAGCCGAGCAGGAGCACUCCCGUCAGCAGCUGGGGGAGUGCUGGACGGAGCUGAGUCACCUUGUACGCUGUGUCUAUUGGGAGGCUGGUACCUCUCUAACUGGUGAGGAAAGCACAACUAAGCUGAGUCUACCGCGAAUGAAAGAACUGGUCCGUCGUCUCUGUGCCCAUGACCCUCAUCUACUCUACAUGAGGAUGGAGGCGGAGGUAGAGGACUUCAUCAAGGAGAUGAGGGAGAGGCUACUCAAGCAGCUAGAUGGGGGCUUCAGGACACCGCCCCUUGCCAAACAGUUCAUCACCAUGCUGUUGGAAGAGUAUGCAGCGCUUUGUUCGGCGGCUCAAACACUACUGGCGAUCUUAGAAGAGUUGGAGAAAGAGCACCUUCACAAGUUCAACCUGACGUGGCCGCUGCACAACAAGCACCUGUUUCAUUCCCUGAUCUACAUGGAGCCAGGUCUUCAUGAUAACCUUGGUACACUCAUCAAGCAGCUUAGGACUGUGGCUAGUCAGAAGGAACCCUACCAUGAAGACUGCUACUCUAAUCUACUCCAGAGAUAUCUACAAUUUGACAAUGAUAUGUCAGUGAUUGCAGUGGUUUGGAGGGAUUGUCAGCAGCUGAUUGAAGACUAUACUGAUGAACAGGAAUUGUACAAAGGGAAGGAGGCCCUCAACCGCUCAUGGGAUACAGGCGUGACCACAACAAGGCCACGUCCGCUAUCCUGUGAGGCCAAUAAGACGAGUAACAGCAGGAAUCUUUACCAUUGCCACUCUGCAUUGAUCAAUCACAUGGCUAAUGGGAGUGGGACUCAAGAGAAUAAAACUACGAACCACAGAGGCUCUACAAAGAAAAAGUGCCUGUGUGAUGACUGCAGCCUAAACAGACUUACGUCAAGCCUGUUGACCCCUGACCUCUACGAAGAGAUUGGUCUGAAGCACCUGAGCGAGGCAGCACCCGGGGGCCAGCUAUCGGCCCUGGAUACCUACCUUCAGUCUAUCAAUCCGCCCGACCUGUCUUCCACCACAUCCUCGUCGGAUUGUUCUUCCCAAGGCGACAGUGAAGAAGUCAUCCCCAUCUUCUCUCGUAGUGAUCUCAUUCACUCGGGUUUCUGUUCUCCAAGAAGCGACGACUCCGAUGACUCCGACGACCUGGACUCGGAUUCAUCUCCUUCACCGUCCCAUGAGAAUGCCUUUGAAGACGAAGACGAUGACGGGGAAGGAAGACAGAAUGAGAACUCAUCGUCGAGGGGGAGGACGAGGUGUAGAGCGUCUUACUCUGGUGGUGACAGGCAGAGCAAUGGUGGUGAUGUCAAGAAGGAUUCCAAUGUUUCCAGUAAUCAGCCCUGUGAGUGUCAUGUUUGUUCCGCCAACAACUGUUCACAUCUACCUACUGCUGCCAUGAUGACUGGAGACAACAAACCCUCGUACCUCUUUUAUCCAAACCUCCAGAGCCACCAACCACUAGACCUCAGCCAUCCGGGCAUCUCGGCCAAACACCCUCUCAUCCACCCACAUCUAUACAACCUGACCUCGCAGAAGCCCAACAAGAUCCCUAACCACUCCCAACAAGCAUUCCAGCUCAGUCUUGACGCUUCAGACGGGCUCCAGAACUACGGCGACUGGAACAGUGCCUAUGAGAGCGCCAAGAUGGUCCUUCACACGCAUUCUCACGCUCACUACGGGCAUGAGGAGGCACCAGACCUCAUUCAGAGUGCCAAAGCAGCAAUCCAGUCAAACUGCCGUGCGGAGAAGAGCGAAAACCGUUCAGCAAAGAUAGUACCAGUUCAUCAGGGGCAACAUAACUCUGAAGGAAAGGCCAAGGAGGAGAAAGGGAAGAAGCACAACCAUGAUGGCUCCGGGGUAAUCAGCAAUGGUAUAAGCGAGUGGACCAAGCAACAGAGAUUAGCACAACACCUCCACAACGAGAGGGGCAAGAACUCUAGUCUUGUAGCUCAAGAGCUUUGUGCCAAGCAUAAUUUUCCAGCGGUACCGAAGCUUCCCAACAACGUCUUAAUCUCCCCAACUCUCCUUCAGGGAACGGAUGCAACGAGCGGAACGGUGACCCAAGAGAGUCUGGCACAGCAGUUCAGCUCGGGGGUUCUAACUCAGCAGGCUCUGAUGACCCAGGGCAUGCUGGCUGCUCAAGGGACAAGCCUUCAGUUGCAGAAUGCAGGCAUUCAUGUGGCUGAUGUGCACCAUCUCCAGCAGCAGCAGCAACAGCAUGCUGCACCAUCAGAUGGCAAGAAGAAGAAGAAGAAUCAAGGUGGUGUGGAGGAUAGUUUACCUGCUGAACCAACAGUCAGAUUACCAGAUUACCUAAAUGAGCAGCACCUGCAUACGUGUUCCCAUCAGAACCAAAUCUCCCACUCAUCCAGUGUCCUGGGCACCAAUGCUGGCCUGUGUAGUAGCUCCAUGCAGACUACGCCUAGUACUCCAAACUCCGCCAGUGUGUGCAGUAGUGAACCAGACUAUGAAACCCCCAACUACCAACAUGACGAGGACACGCCCAGUAACUAUGACGACAAGGACUCAAACGCAUCAAGCACCACCAGGGAGAGAGAAUCUAAACAUUGUGAAUGCUGCUACUGUGAAUUCUUCGGCCAGGGGCCCCAACCUGCUCCAACCAGUCGAAACUACACUGAAAUCAGAGACAGACUGCGACUAAGACUAAGAGAGCGAAAGCAACCCAAAGACCAUUCACCUUCCCAUGAACCACCCACUCCACAUCCUCCUAAUGACCUGCUACACGCGGACGAACGCAAGGUGGAGGAUCUACUCUCGUUCAUAGAGGGCGCUAAAAAGACCAAGAGCAAUUCCAAAGCAGCUAAACGACAGCGGCAGAGGCAGAAGAAGGCUGAGCAAAAAUCCAAAAGUGUGCCUGAUAAUGGUCACAAGAAAGACAUCCAUGUACCUGUGUCUCUACACCAUCACCAUCACCACCACCACCAUCAUCAUGUGGAAGUAUCCAGGGAGAAGCAACAUGAGGCAACAUCUCAGCACAACACCAUCUGUACGGCAAAGCCUUCCCAUCCAAUCAAACAACUACAUCAGGCUCCUGCCAAACAACAAUCGCAGCCUCAAGAAACCCAGCAGUCCGAGUCCAAGUCUGUACCGACAUCCAAGGGUCACCCCAGACCACAGUCGGACCAACACACCCGCGUGGUAGCUUCUCAACCCUUGUGCAUGUCGAUGACUGCGUCUUCACCAUCAGCAGAGUCGUCCAAACAAGCUUCCGCAAACUCCAGAGCAGUUCCCAUGGUGACUUCUCAGGAGAGUGUCCCCAAAGGCGAAAGCAACAGUACCAGCAAGAAAGGCAAAGGUUCAGGAGUGACCCUACCGCAAGUUCAGGCAGUUGCGCCAUCAUCGAACAGUGGUAAUAAGAACUUUGAGAAUAAAGCCAAAGGUAAACAGAAUGGAGCUGGGAAGCAGGGACCAUCGUUAGCUCAUCAUCCUUCAGAGGCUAGCAUGGAUGGCAGAGGAAAGCCAGAUCAAGAUACAGGGAAAUCCCUGAAUAAGCGUGAUCAUGUGGUCAGCAAUAAGACAGGCAGUCAAUCAUCACAGCAGAGAAUUGUCCAAAAUCAGAAGCAUCAGCAGCAACCGAAGACCGACAAGACACCCAGACAUGACAACACUAAUGCAUGGAAGACGUCUACAAUGGGAGGACAGGAGAGGUUACUGAAUGGUAAUGUAAGUGACAGCUGCAGUGGCAUUAGCAGCAGGUCUAACAGUGUUGGUAGCAAGACCAACAACAGCAGGACCAAGCAGGGUGGAGCUCCUUCAACCAACAUUGAUGACCCCCAUUUGAAGAAGCAGGCUAAUCUCAAGCCCUCACAUGGUAUGCUGAUGUCAGCAGCAACAGCACAGGGUAAUCCAAAGGCCACUACCACCAUCAACACCAAGAAGGCCAACCAGACUUCCAACAGCAUCAAGGAAAAGCUGCCACAGAAGAUGGAGGAGACAGCCACUGCCAGACUGGCCAGCAAGCGAUCAGAGACCAAUCACAAGAUGGACGCCAGGACAUCUCACAAUGGGGGUGGUCAUGACCAGAUGACUAACGGACUAGCGCUGUCUAACGGAAGCAGCACCACCAACAAGAGACGAAAGAAGAAGAAGAACUCUGACAAUCCAAAUGCAUCCAUUGAUGAGAUCUUCCUUCCAAAGGAAAAUAUAGACAUGAACGAAAUGGACGAGACUGAGAGAGAGCUUGAAGCUUUCAAAAGGUUCUGCAUGGCUUCUACCCCUCAGCAACACAAGGAGAAGGUUGUCUUCAACGUCAAGGACCUAGCCCUGAAGAAGAGUAGCCUUCAGGCUCAUUAAGAAGCAUCAUUCCAUACAUGUACCAACUAGACCAAGACAACAGACCCAAAGCACCACCUCUCUCAAUGGAAACAGGGUGUCCUGCACUAGAGACCUGGAGACUUGAAUCAAAAGUCUAAUGAGAUAUCGUACUUUUAGAUGAAUUUCACAGACCAAACCAUGAGACUUGAAUCGAAUCCACUGAGAUUUCACCAUAUAGAUAAAAUUCACAGACCAAAUGCAAUAUGCUCACUUCCAUGAAGCAACUCUUACAAAGAAAUGAUGAUCACCCUUCAUUUACCUUACAUUUCGUUGAUAUGAGGUCUGAUCAGCCCUGAUAAUAGGUGGUUAUCAAUAGGGUUAUGGUCUCAAGACCAGGAUAGAACUAAAUGCUGCUGUUACCAACUAGACCCUAGGACUGAAGGACAAAGUUAUCACUUCUUGCACUGAAACUUAUGUUCCAUGGUUGGCACUAAAGAAUGCAUCCAGACAAUUUUUUUUUACAAAUUUCAACAAAAAGGAUAAAAGAACCCAAAGCAAAAUUAUCGAUCAUAUUUAGAAAAGAUUCAGGUACUACACAGAUUCCAAUGACUUCCAGCAUCAUUGAUAUUGCUCUUUGAAAACAAAAUAAAUGCCACCAAAAUAAUCCAAGACAAUAUGAUACCUUCGUCUGCCCGUACUUGUUCUAAGAUCCAGCUUACAUUCUAUUCAUCACCAAUAUCAGACCAAGACGUAAGAUAGGCUUCUAAACUUUUAAAGUAGCAAUGGGACUAAGAGGCAAAAAACUUCCCUUUUAUUUUUGCUGUUUCACAAUCCACUCUUAUACAACCACCGCUUUCACCACUGGGCAAUUGCAUAAUGUAUGUUCGUCAUACUUCCGAUGUGGGGUCAUCCUGAAAAUAUUUGUCUCUCUUUUUUUUUUUUAUUCAUAUGAUCAGUUGAAAUCCUCUCAGAUUAUUGCAUAUGCCAUCAUUUCAUAAACUGUCAUAUAAAAUGGAGAGCAAUUGGGGUCCUGACAAACGAAAUUGCUUAAUAUUAUUUUAUGAGAUAGCCUUCCUACAAAUUCUCCAUCUCUGUAUUGGCCCACACUUGAAUGAUGAAUAGGACUCCAUCCUAAUGAUUACGAAUCAGUUGUUCAGCUGUGCAAUAUAUGAAUCACACAUAUUUCUAGACAAAUGCUGAAAAUGUUGUUGAAAUACAUUUUACAUCAAUUAAGUAGAGGUAGAGGUCUGAAGACACUCACAUAGAAUCUAUCAGGUAGAUCUGAAAAGACAAUUUUUUUUUUUUACACAACAGAAGAUUAACGCAGAGCUUCAAUUCAGUGGAUUCACAAUACGGUGCGCCAUCUAUCGGUUGGCAGCGGACAGGCAAAUUUCUAACUGUUGGGUCGACAUCACACGCAGGCUAGGCGCAGCCAGCGCAUAGUGCUGGUAUAAAGAUGAUUAAAAAAUGAAAACCAUAUAAGCGGAGGAAGAAUUCACCAAAAACUGUCUAAAUUUCCCAAAGAAAUCUGCAGCAAAUUUCUCUCCCAUCUCCUGGUAAACAGCACAAUUUUAUGCAAACUGGCCGAGCCGCGUUGGUCAUUGCAUAAUCGUUAUAGCGCUCAGCAGAUAUGUUGACUUUUUCCCAUGAGGCGUUGCGAAUUUCGGCCUGUCCGCUGCAACCGAUAGGUGGCGCACCGAAUUGUGAAUCCAUCGAAUUCCAAGUGAUGCGUAGUAAAUCUCCUGACUGCAUUGGUUGGGUCAGUCUGAGAGAAAUCUAUUUCAGCUUUGAAAAGAUUGAUUAUUGAAUGUUCUUUUAGAUUUGCAAUUCUGACAAAUUGAUAAAUUAUGAAUGAAGGUUAAUGGAUCGAUGUUGGCAAUUACUACUCAAUGUAGACCAAAAAUCUGUCUGUUUUCGUCGGUAUUCUCUGUUGAAACUUGGUCUGGCUUCGCGGCAUCCCCUACCACUGUAGACCAAAGGAAUUAUCCCAUACGCACUGCAGCGAUGGUGGUAGACAUCAUGCCAUGAUAGUAACACAAACAUGAUUGACUGGCGCAUUCUUGUGUUCUAGCUGCAUUAAAAACAUGACGCGAGCCCUGUCUGUCUGGAAUCAAAAUUUUGUAUUUUACAUGGCAUAUUUCGAGAAACUGGUUAGAUGAACAUAUCUAUUAGAAAUUACUUUUCAUUCACAUGCUUUGUUUUCCUAAUCAAAAGUGGGGUUUACGCAGUAAUCAAAGAUGAUGAGGCAGCUAGCCCUUUUCACCAUAGGAUGCUGUAGUUAAGCAUCGCGCGAACCACCACCAUUACGAGUCCUAUGGGAGUCUUCCGUCUGUGUAGGAGAACUGAGAAAAAUUAGAAAAUUUAAAAACAAAACUGAGUAAACAGCAGAUUUUUUCAGUCUAUACUGGAUGGUGUUUCAUAAAGAUUCAAGUGUGACUUAGGGGGUGUUGCAAGAAAAUAUUUGCAAUCAAUUGCAAAUAUUCUGUUCCAAUUUUACGAUUGAUAAAUCAAUUUUUAACUGUAGCAAAUCAGAUUACCCUCCUUGUUUCAAGAAGCAGAUUAGCAAUCAAUCGCAAAUUUGCAAUUAAGUUAAAAACUUAUAAUUGAUUUAGGGACCGAAAAUAGACUUGCAAAUGAUCGCAAGUUUCUUGCAACACUCCAUAAGGGGGUGUUGCAAGAAGAUAUUUGAAAUCAAUUGCAAAUUUAAGUUGCAAAUUUAGAAGUGAUAGAUCAAUUCUAACUUGAGUGAAUUGAUUUAUUCUUGUUAAUACAAGAAGCACACCUGUGAUAAUUUGCAAAUUUGCAGUUAGUUGCAAGACUUGUGAUUGUUUUGGGGACUUAGAAAUUAACUUGCAUUGAUUGCAAGUUUCUUGUAACGCCCCAUUGAAGUCAUGCUAGAAUGUGUACACUACUUAAUGAUGUGGUCAUGUGUCACAUACUGCAUCCGAAUGGAAAUUUAUAUGUGAUUUUAGCGACACUUGAAUCUUUGUGAAACGCUCACCUGGUAAAACUUCUUUGUAUGAAGAACUAGCUUGUUCUGAGGCCUCGGCAGCGAAACCGACUGACAUCCAUGCCAUUUGGGUAUGAAGUAAAGAAAUUUAGGAUGAUCGAAUUCAUCUUUCUAUUCCCCGCAUCUGUAUUAUCUGUUCUUCAUUCCACGGGGAGAUGUUUGGAAGCUUACUUUCUGAAAGUGAAGGAAGGGUAUAAUAUAUUCAAGUAUUAUGGUGUAAAGCGGAUUGGGAAAGUUUGAGUUUUGGCUAGUGUACUUUUGAAGCACACAUGGUAUCCUUGAAAGCACACCACCCACUUAUGUAGAGAUAAUGAUCCACGGAAUAAUGACUUCUAUGGGAGAGUAUGAAACUAGAUGAAGUGAUGCAAUUAUUGAAUAUGCAGAUGAGUAAUGCAUUAGAUUCAGGAAACAUAAAAUGUUUUGUUUACCAAAGCAUAAUGCACUUUUGUGAAAAUGAAGACAAUCGGAUAUUGUUUCCCAGAAAAAAAAGACAAUUUAUGGUCUGUAACACAAGUUUUGAGAUGGUCUAAUAGAAAAAAAAUUGUUUGAUUAUUAUCCACAUAUGAUGCAGAAUGUAAUAUUACUCAAACACCAAGUGUUGAAAAUUGAUGAAUAUUUUGUAAUAUGAAGCUGGUCUCGUAAUUGUCCCGAACAAUUUUUCCUUUAAAGUGUUGAGUGCGUGAAAUAUGUAUUAAAGUUAUACAGUGUAUGUCCAAGCACCGUACUUUCUACAGUGAGUCUGGGUCACUGGUGAGAUGUAGUCAAGUUUUCCAGCAGACCAAAUGAUUUGAGAAAAUGAAACAAAAUUAACAUUUAUUGGAAGUGUAGCAAUGACAAAAGAAAAAUAGCCUCACCCAAUUUUGGUAGGAUUGAUUUAUGCUUGAUUGAAUUUAAAGUAUGUUUCCAUCCGUCAAAAAAUAUUGUGACUAUUUCAUUUUAUUAUAAGAAAAUGUGAUUUGUAGAAAUUUGAACUGUCAAAGUAAUGAUAUCAUUUGCGUCUUUUUAUGGUGUCUGUGAAGGGCCAAUACAAAGUGUUGCUUUUGCCCUCUUUUCGGUACACAAAAUUAGAAGUGAAAGAAAUAAAAUGAAAUUUGCAGGUAUUGGAAGUUCCAGAAUUUUCGGAAACAUGCCAUUUCCAAAUGGCAGACUUGGACUUUUUAAAGACUUGACCACGAAGAAACUUAUGGAUGGCCUUGUAAUGUUUGUUUAUUGAUAAGUCAACUUUUUGAGAAUAAAGAUUCUGAGAAUGUACUUAUCUUGGCUUGUAUGUAAUAAGUCGAGAUUGAAAAGUUUGUUGCAGACAUACGUUUCCCUCUUUUAUUAUUAUUAUUUUAUUUGACGAUGACUUUUGUAGUGUGGAUUAGAUGAUGCAUAUGACAAGAAAUGUUGCGUUUAUUAUUAAUGCGAAAAAUUCCAGUGCAUAUUAGCCAUUUUCAUGAUGUAAACAAAAUGCUAACAAUAAAAAGACAUUGAUAUUGCAAUGAAAAACAAUU